AGUGAAUGCACACAGCGUCAGCCUGUAGGAAAAGAAAUUUAUCGAAAAGGAACUCUGUCCGUUUAUGAAGUGGAUGGCAAAGAUCAUAAAGUCUACUGCCAGAAUUUGUGUUUGCUGGCAAAGCUUUUUUUGGAUCACAAAACCUUAUAUUUUGAUGUGGAACCAUUUUUAUUUUACAUUCUGUGUGAAGUCGACAAACAAGGUGCUCAUAUUGUAGGAUAUUUUUCGAAGGAGAAAGAAUCGCCAGAUUCAAAUAAUGUAGCCUGUAUAUUGACUCUACCACCUUACCAAAGGCAGGGAUAUGGUAAACUACUGAUAGCAUUCAGUUAUGAGCUAACUAGACUGGAAGGUAUGGUUGGCAGUCCAGAGCAACCUCUAAGCGAUCUAGGAAAGCUGAGUUAUCGGAGUUAUUGGAGUUGGGUUUUGCUGGAAAUUUUGAGGGACUUCAGAGGGACAUUAUCUAUAAAGGAUUUGAGCCAAAUGACAAGUAUAACGCAAACUGAUAUAAUCUCAACGUUGCAAAGUAUGAAUAUGGUUAAAUAUUGGAAAGGGCAACAUGUGAUAUGUGUAACCCCAAAAUUGGUAGAGGAACACAUUAAAUCCAGUCAGUAUAAACGCCCAAGGUUGUGUGUCGACAGUAGUGCCCUCAGGUGGACACCUAGAAGACACGUGAAUAAUAAAUUGGGAAAAAAAUAGUAUUUAAGAUAUUCAAGAAUAAUAAUUUCUUAUAAAAAAUAGGUAUUUAAGAUUUUCAAGAUUAAUAAUUUCUAAUUAUAAAUAAGUUGUUAAUAACAUUCUGUUCAGAAAAUAAAGUACUAUGAAGAAUCUGA
Molecule: messenger RNA, 830 nt
Organism: Leptinotarsa decemlineata (Colorado potato beetle)
Lineage: Eukaryota; Metazoa; Arthropoda; Insecta; Coleoptera; Chrysomelidae
Gene: mof
Product: males absent on the first
Biological process (GO): regulation of DNA-templated transcription
Cellular component (GO): MSL complex; NSL complex; NuA4 histone acetyltransferase complex
Molecular function (GO): histone H4K16 acetyltransferase activity
Source: RefSeq, a predicted model, not a curated record